CAAUACAGGAAAUCUGGGGUACUUGUAUAAUUAUGUCCCCUGUGAUUGGCUGCCAAUAUUGUUAGGAUUAUUGAAAUGGACAAAUGGCUCGAAUGUUGGGUCAAGUGAAGAUUCAAAUGUUGCCCGUAAAUAUGGCUGUCAGUGUAAAUGCUUUGCUAAAAUGUGAUAUGACUGGCAAUCAAUCCACGAUGUACCCCACCUUUCACACUUGACUGUGAUAAUCUCCAGCUCAACUGUUACCCUAAUGAUAAUGUUAUAUAAAAAGAAUGGAUGGAUUGGAAUAAGGGGCAGUUUACAUGGUGACUCUGCGACACAAAGACGCAAUGACUGAGUAGCGGACUCUCCUCGCGUGCAUAUGGUGUCGGCGAAGACUGAAGGCGAAGAGGAAAAAUUCUGAAUCCUGCCUCCAAAGUGGAAGAAUCCGAAUUCGGGGGAUUUAGGGGGGCUUCCUCGGCAUGCAUAUCAAAGGCUCCCGCGGCGCGAGACCGCGCCGAUAACGUCAGCACUCGUACACGUCACAUCGGGCGUGCGCAGCGGUGCUACUAAACAUUAAAAACAGCAAAUAUGGCGUAAUAUCGGCUUUAAUUUACUGUUUUAAUAAUAUUUUUAAAUUAAAUAUGUUGAAUGUUUCCAUUUUUGUGCCUUUUUGAACAAAAGAAAAAUGCCAUUGCUUCGAGUGGGCGGGCAUUUUUUUCCGGGCUGAGGGAGCUUGGUGGGGUCAAAGUGCAUCAUUCUCUGUCGCCCUGGAAAUCUGCACUGCCCCCUAGGGCCUGGCAUGAAUACUACAUCGUUUUCAUGCGGAAUUGCGACAUUGUUUGAAUGGAGACGCAAAUUUGAAAUUUUUCGUAUUCUUGGAGAGUCACCAUGUAAACGGCCCCUAAUUUAACCCAGAGAAUUUGUGCCAUCGUGUUUUUCUCAAGCAGAUAAUUUGAGAAUGAAUGACUGCCUCAGCUGGUUGUAGCCAGGUAAUGCACCCUACAUUUACUUAUUUAUUUGAAGGGAGAAUUCUUUGUUUUUAAUCCUUUUUACUUUAGCUCUUUUUUUUUCUAUCUUGCAGUUUAUACUUUGCUGCUGUGGUGUGAUGAGCGCUGGGAACUAAUUUCCCGAGGGAACUCUCCCAAGGGAUAAAUAAAGUUUAUUGAAUUUAAUUAAAUUGAAUUGAAAUAUUUUCCACACUUAUUGAGGAAAAGCUGAUUUUACUUGCCCAUGUCGCAGGAGUUCCAAAGAUAAUUGCCCGAUUAAUCAGCAUGGCCAAAUCGUGUUUACUAGUCGGUGUGACGUCACAAAAGGGAGGCAGUGUAUGCACACACAUUAGCACAUACAACUCUGUCGUCUCUACACUGAUUUUCAAGGGUGUAACUGUUGCCGUGGAUGUAUUGAACCGUUUCCGUUUUGCAUUUUUGCUCUGGGUCACUCUCAUUUUUGUUCUUUGAUUUUUUUUUUUUCCCUCAUAAAACUUAUUGUUAGUGCAAGUUAAGCACUACGUGCGCACCCAGCUGUGGGAGUUUCUGCAUGGACGCCUUAAUUGAUAUCCUUCCAACACUCUUGCAUCCACAGAUAAGGCAAUAAUUCGUCAUUUUAUGGCGGACAGUUUACACAGUGAUGCACAUGGCAGACUUUAUACAUUCGUCUCCCUUACCUAACGUUAUCGCCGAAAAUUACCGGAAGUACCCGAUCACGCCAAAUGACUUUUAUUUGUCGCUGACGACCCGUGAGACUGAUAAAAUUGCCUAUAAUAAAAUCAACGCCACUGUUUUAUUUCAAAACGGGUUUGAAUUAUGAUUUUUUUAUUGUAUAUAUUUCAUAUCUGAAUGUUUUGCAGCAAAUUUUCCUCUUCAAGGUGAAAUAUCAAGUCAUUUAUCACUUAUUUUUGUUCUGGAAAUUGGACAUAUAUCCAGUCACUGAUGUUGUAGGCUGUGUGCGGUUCAUUUCUCAAUCUGUGGCAGUAUGAGUGGGGGUGUGAUGGGUAAUCUGUCCAUACAGUAUAUGUGGCGAGUAAUUAAAAGCAAGUAUACCAGGGUUUUGACUGCCCUUUGUCAGCUGCCAUAGAACCCAGAAAAUGGAUGGCUGGACAUAUUGAUAGAGCUCUAGUGUGUUGUUCAUUAUUUCCAGGAGUCUAGUCAUAUACUGUAUAAGGCAAACUACUUAGUAGUGAGCAUUUAUCAGACACAUUUUUCAGUUUGUUUCAUUGGGACAUUAAGAGUUGGUAAAUUACUGAUUUACAUACAGUAGCUCUCAGCGGUGUCAUACAGAGUCCACGUUAAUUUAUUUCUGCCCAGCUGUGCUAUGACAUAUGCAUCACAUUAAAUUCCUACUAAGUGAUUUGUUAAAAGCCCUUUUUUGAAAAUUCUAGCUAACACGUGAAAAAAUGUAACCUUUCUGAAUGUUUUUUUUUUUUUUUUUUUUUUUUUUACACAUCUAAAUGGCUUUUCAACUAUACAAGAUGUACUUUUUAUUGAGAGAAAAUAUGUAUGUGCGUCACAGCAUCUUUGACGUGAAUCGCAUUAAUUAUACCAUCUUUGGAGAGUGAGGGUUUUCUUGAUUAACAUUGAUUUACUUGUUUUUACUUGUUUGGCAAUUAAAAAAAUUCAAAUGUUAUCUAUUUAAAGGGAACCUCGGACUUAGACUUGUAGGUUCUAAUAAGCCACAAUUGUUCUCUUUUACUAAAAUAUGCUAUUAGAAACCCAUAAAAUAUUGCCAUUGAUGUGAAAAUCUAUAAUAUUUAGUACAUGUUUGACCUACAGAGGUCACAGUGUUUUAUGCGGGCAAUGGACGCUCGGGGUGACGUCGUAGUUUGUCACUGUCACUACUCAACUACACUACCGGUGUUCUGCAAUUCCUUCUCCGCGGCAAGACGUCCAACAAAUGCGCACAUCAGUUAAAAGCUUCAAGUAAUUACUUUUAUUGAGUCUUUUAUUACCUUUUCAUUGCCUCAAAAUACUUUUUGCAUGUGUUUCCAUCUCAUACUUUUAAGCAUUGUGUUUUCUUGUGGUAUUUUUAAAGCAGAUUGAUCUGUUGACCACAUUAGUCAAGUCGCGUAUUUAAACCACCCUUGUUUUAUAUUACUAGGUUUAAAAUUUUCUGAAGGCAUCUUUAGUAAGGGAGUUCCAAAAAAAAAAAUCGAUUAAUAGAUGCAUCGCGAUUCGACACGUGACGAUUGGAUUAUCAUUCAUAAAGAGUCAAAAACGAUGAUUUUCCCUAAUAACUUAAUGACAGCCGCUCGUAGCGGAACGAAAUUCAAGACACGUCUGCCCCCUGGACACCUUUAACGGACGCACGCACAUUAUGAUGGAUGCUGCCGGUUACUGAGCGAGAGAUUUACUCUUUUUCAGAAGACUCGAAAAUAAAUUUGUGUAUGAGAUAGGCAGGGACCCAGCGGUCGUGAUUCUGUGAGCAAGUUAUUUUUUAGAGCGACAGGGAAAGAGAGAUAGUUCAUUGCUCCUUGUCUUACAGAUGUCCAGUAGUAAUUUCAAGUCAUGUCAAUUGAAAAAUGUCCUGAGUGUAUUGCUAAGACCCGUGUGCAUCUAUUAGAGGUGAGUACACGAACCCUCUUGUACUGUUUAGCCGUUAUUUUUGUUGUUUUUGAGAUGUUAACAGUUAGUGCCGAGUGCUAAGCUAAUUAGCUAACUUGCUAACGUGUGUUUCAUAUGCAGAACGUGUAAAACCAUGAUUAAGUAGAGCGGUAACACUACAAAAAUGCGAAAUAGUAUAUAAAUCUGUGAAAACAAAGUAUAUUGUUUAACAGUCUUAUUUUUAAAGACACUUUGUUUCCAGAAAAUGUGGAAUUCAUUUCACCUGUGUAAAUUAUUGUAUUGUUGAGAGAAAUAAGCACUGUCUUUAACUCAUUCACUCCCAACCAUUUUCACGGCAAGGCCCUUCGCUCUCUGCCGCUUUACUGGAUUUUGACAGAUUUUUCAAGGCCCAGAGAAAAUUCUGUUCUAUUGCAUAUAAACAUGGAACCCACCAAAAGAAAGAUUAGACUCUUCUUUCAACAGGAAAAAAAGUAAGUUCAUAUCUUUUUCCAUUGUUUAGAAAUCAGCAUUAGAAAUUAGCUUAGUUUGAGCAAUUUUCCCAUUUCUGAUGAAAAAACAGAGAAAUUGAGCUUUUUGUGAAAGCACACAAUUCAGUUAUAACUUUGACAUUAACACAGCUAUUUUCUGCUUUAGUUACAUCCCAAACAUCUGAAUAAUGUUUUCCUUUUACAAAAUAACAUAAACAACAAGACAUAUAGAGCUUUUGAUAGCAAAGUAACAAUUUAUUUACAUAUAACUAAUCGAGAGAUGACGCUGUUGUGGCUGUGACAGCCGGGUAAACUUUUCCCUCAUCGCCGCUUUUCUCAUAAAGAUGGAUUUUUUUGAGUGUCUGCGAGGUCUGCUCGGCGAGCAUCUUCCGCUGCACUGGUGGUCCCGGUCGUUCUGCUCGGUCGUCCGCCACCUGGCAUCCUUCUGCCGGCAAUCCGACCGUGUGGCCCGGCCGUUCGUCGCCGUUGAAUCGGGUUUGCUGGUCUUACCAAAUAUGCUACUGCCCUCCAUUGGCCAGUUUUAUUGCUUUAAAAUGGAUUUUCAGCUUUGUGCUUUGGAAAACCCAGAGAUGGCUCUCAUGAAAACAAACGUAAAAGGUUAUUAUUAAUUAAUUAUAGUAUUAAUACGUCUUUGGGACACUGAAACAAUUAAAAAUAGAAAGCAUUUAUGUUUUUGGGAGCAAAUGAGUUAAAAUGGGUAAUGUUUUUGCACUGUCUUGUAAAAAAUAAAAAAGCAACUUAAGGCCAGAUUUUUGUUGUAUGGGCAUGUUUCCAUCAUUCCUGUUGAAUCAUUAGGAUAUUUUAAAUAAAUAAUAGACAUAAAUUUGUUUGGCUACUUUAUUAAUUAGUCAUGUAUGAUGCAUUGUGAUAAUCGUGAUAACCUUGGUCAUCGUCAAUACCGUGAUCAUCGUUCAAUAAUCGAAUCGUACCACCCUGAAUCAUAAGCAAAUCGAAUCGUGGCGUGCCUAAUAUGGACCCCUAAUCUUUAGUAUGCUCUGUCUGUAUGCAUUUAAACAAAACAGGCUGAAAGCGCACUGUAGUACUUGGGUGUCAAAUUCGCCUCUAGUAGCAGGUUUCGCCAGUGUAGCACAUUUUGGCAGAACACCGGUUUUGUCCUACUCUCGUCUCGUCUCAUCCUGUCUUUCCUGUUCAUUUUGCUUUUGCUGCUCGUUUUCUGAAAUAUCAACAGUGCUGUCAUGCUCAUUAAUGUUCCUCUCGGGUUCAAAUUGAAAGGGCUGAACAAAUGACAUGUUUAUGUCACUAGAGUGGUACUCUGAAAGCCCGGCAACAUAACCAUGUGACGUCACCGCCCUGCAAAGUUUUUUUCUACAACAUUGGAGCUAUACAAUAUGCAAACUUGCAUGUAACUUUCAAAGCGUUGUCAUUGUGAAGUAUGCUGUUCUGCUGAUGUUAAAUAAUGUUAAAUUAAACAUGAAAAUGUUUCAAUUCAUGUUUGCUCACUUUCCUUGGUAUUUUUUAUUUUUUUUUUUGCUGGCCCCUGAGAAGAGAAGUACUGAUUUAAAAAAAUUUUUUUUUUACUAUUUGUCUGUGAAAAAUGCUUAGCGGUAGUUUGAGGCUACCAGAGUUGGAAUAAAUUUGAAUUGUAGAAGAGAGUCUUAAAAAUGUUAGUCGCUCAAGUUGCUUGCAAUAAAGCAGGGAGUGGAAAAAUGAUAAUGUUCUUUCUCUAAAAAAAACUUUCAUUUUGGUUGCUGCGUGAAUGCUAAAAGAAACUGCUUGACUCAUGCUACAUUAUGACAAAACUGCAGUUGUAGCUACUAAAUAAUGGUACAUGUUGCAAGAUGGAUUUAAACUCCAGGAAGGAUGAUACGACUCAUUCAGGUCCGCCAUUAUUGACAGGUUUUCGGACUGGCUGAGCAAGUUUGGUUACCUCCCACCUCCAGACCCUGUAACUGGCCAGCUUCAGACCAAGGAGGCCUUAACCAAGGCCAUCAAAGCCAUGCAAAGGUUCGGCGGACUCAAGGAGACUGGAGUUUUCGAUCAAGCAACAUUGGGGCUGAUGAAAACCCCCAGAUGUUCUCUGCCAGAUCUGCCUGUGUCUGAGGGGGCAGUGGGACGUAGGAAGCGCAGCCUGAACACGCUGAACAAGUGGACGAAGAGGCAUUUAUCUUGGAGAGUGAGGACAUUCCCAAAGGACUCGGCUUUACUGGGCAGAGACACCGUUCGUGCCCUCAUGUAUUACGCCUUGAAGGUCUGGAGUGACAUCGCACCACUUAACUUUCACGAGGUGGCAGGGAGCGACGCCGACAUUCAGAUCGACUUCACUAAGGCCGACCACAAUGAUGGAUAUCCCUUUGACGGGCCCGGAGGCACAGUGGCCCACGCUUUUUUCCCUGGGGAGAGGUUCACUGCCGGGGAUACACAUUUCGAUGAUGAUGAGGCUUGGACCUUCAGAUCACCAGACUCUCACGGAAUGGACCUGUUUGCAGUCGCUGUCCACGAGUUCGGCCACGCCAUCGGCCUGGUCCACACAUCUGCCAUGGAGUCGAUCAUGAGGCCGUACUAUCAGGGCCCUGUCGGAGAUCCUCUCAAGUACGACUUACCCUAUGAAGACAAGGUUCGCGUCUGGCAGCUCUAUGGUGUCAGAGAUUCUGUGUCCCACACCACCCAACCAGGCAACUCUGCCCAGACAGCAGAACCACCGGUCCUGCUAGACCUCCCGGAAAACAGAUCGUCUGUCUUGCUGGUGCGAGAUUCGCCAGACAGAUGCACCGGUCACUUUGAUGCCGUUGCCCAAAUACGAGGGGAGGCCUUCUUUUUCAAAGGAAAGUACUUCUGGCGACUGACACGAGAGAAGAACCUGGUGUCUCUGCGUCCGGCUCAAAUCCAUCGAUUCUGGAGAGGCCUUCCACACAGCGUGGACAGCGUGGACGCUGUCUAUGAAAGACCUGGGGAUCACAAAAUAGUCUUUUUUAAAGGUCUCAAGUACUGGGUAUUUAAAGACAAUAUCGUAGAGGAGGGUUACCCACGUCCAAUCAGCGACUUCGGCCUGCCUUUGGAGGGCGUGGACGCAGCCUUUGUGUGGCUCCACAAUGAAAAGACCUACUUCUUCAAGGACAACCGCUACUGGCGAUAUGAUGACCACCUGAGACGAAUGGAUCUGGGCUACCCCAAGGACAGCACGCUUUGGAAGGGGCUGCCCCCCCAUAUGGAUGAUGCCAUGAGGUGGUCCGAUGGUUCGUCAUACUUCUUCAAAGGGAAGGAGUAUUGGCGCGUACCGAGCAGUGACAUGGAGGUGGAGGCGGACUACCCACGCCUCAUCGCUAAGGACUGGCUGCUGUGCACCGACAUGCAGUCGGACUCGCCGGGCGCAGAGUCCAAGAGCACUGAGAAUCGUGUCAACGCGCACCCUCGUCCGGACCAUGCCGAAAACGGCUACGAGGUGUGCUCGUGCACUUCAGACAGCGCCUCGCCUUUAGGAGCACGGCCCUCCCCAUCUCCGUUGUGGCAGCUGGCGCCCCUUUGGACUCUCUCGCUGGCCCUCCACCCAAUGCCGCUAUGAUGCCAAAACACAAGAAUUACGUGAGACUCAAUUGUACACGUCCAACUGACGUUCAACACAGAACAUUCUCUUACUACUUGCCGUCCUAUUGCUCUUGUUUCGGGCUUAUUUAUUUCUCAAGCCAUUCGAUGUUGAUCUAAAAGCCUUGCAAUAUACAUGAUGCUUACUGUGCAGUUAUAACACAGGUGGACAUAAAUCCAUUCUCGAGGUAGUUAUAUGCUUUAAAAAUGAGGCUACAAAGAGAUGCAAAGUGUCAGAGCAGCUAGGGACUGAUGUUAAUUCUAUGAACCAAAAUCAUAGCAUGGAGCGACACUUAGAAUGUAGCACCAAGUGAUAAGGGACUUGUUUGACCUUUUUCAAAAGACACAUUGUGAGAUUACUAAAUCCAAUUAAUGAAAGGCUAUAGAGCUGAAGACAGGAAAUUAUAUUUGGCUUUUGACUUGUGCCCCACCAGUUUCACUUAAGAUCACUAAUUAAAGUGUUAUUCUCCUCUAGGUAGAGCCAAUUCAACAAGGCUCUAGAAAUUCAAACGUUAGAAUCUUGUUGCUAAUAUUCUGACGGUGGACAAAGUAUUGCCAAUGGAAUAAAUCGUACAGUGAAGAAAAUAAGUAUUCGAAGACUUUGCAAGUUCUCCCACUUAGAAAUCUUCGAAGGGUCUGAAAUUUUUAUCGUAGGUGCCCACUGUGAGUGAGAUCAUCUAAAAAGAAAAAUCCAGAAAUCACAAUGCAUGAUUUUUUUUAACAAUUUAUUUGUGAGAUACAGCUGCAAAUAAAUAUUUGAACACCUGUCAAUCAGAUAGAUUUCUGACCCUGAAAGACCUGUUAGUCCGCCUAUUAAAAGUCCACCUCCACUUCAUGUAUUAUCCUGAAUCAGAUGCUCCUGUUUGAUGUCGUUAGCACCUGUCCACCCUAUGCGAUCAGUAAGAAUCAAACUUGUAACACUGCCGAGACCAAAGAGCUGUCCAAAGACACCAGAGACAAAAUUGUACACCUCCACAAAGCUGGAAAGGGCUACGGAGCAAUUGCCAAGCAGCUUGGUGAAAAAAGGUCCACUGUUGGUGCAAUCAUUAGAAAGUGGAAGAAGCUAAUUAUGUCGGUCAGUCUCAAUCGGAGUGGAGCCCCAUGUAAGAUAUCACCUCGUUGGGUCUCAAUGAUCCUAAGAUGGGUCAGGAAUUAGCCCGGAACUACUCGACAGGAGUUGGUCAAUGACCUGAAAAGAGCCGGGACCACCGUUUCCAAGGUUACUGUUGAUAAUGCACUAAAAUAGAGCUGAAACAAAUACUCGAGCAACUCGAGUAACUCGAGUUUAAAAGCUGAUCGGAGUAAUUUUAUUCACCUAAAGGAAUCGUUUAAUUUUGCCAGCUCUAAGCAACACGUUUAGCCCGGACUAAUUUUAAUGCGGGACAACGUGCUGACGUCAUGUGUGUAGAGGAAGAAGCAUUAAAAAAAAAAAAAAAAAAAACUUACUGCAGCCGACAGCCGCUACAAACUACGCCAACGUUGCUAAAAACUACGCCCGCAUGAUGCUAGUGUGGUAGCAGCGAGUGUCCGAUGCGUCUCAUAGAUAUCGCAUGCAUUUAGGACGAGAUGCGAAAUGACAGACUCGGCCGCGUCUGGGCAGCGUUAGUAAACAGCCGCCAUCUUUAAGCAGUAGACUUCUUAGCGCUAAUAGUCACUCGCUCAUGUUACGUUAGCCCUUCGGAGGACUAGGUUUCUUUUGAUUAUGACCACUGUCGAUGCGUGGCUAACGUGUCUUACAUACUGGCUUUAUUUAAUCUGUAAAAACACAGCGCUGUAGAGUGAUGAGGGUGUAAAAUUAAAACAUAAUAAAGCUAACUGUCAGUUUUAGCUCAGUACUCAUUGCUGAAUAAAACACCAAGUAGCACUGGUCCCCAAUGUGCUCCAAUACAACAAGUAUCAUACAUUUAUUAUGAACACUGCAAAAACUCAAAAUCCUAUCAGUACUUACAGUUUAGACUAACUUAAAACUUAACUAGAACUUAAACAUACCUUGACACAAAUGGAAAUGAAAUUUAAACAUGUGGGGGAAAAAAACGCAGCUAUCAAGUGAUGUGUGUUAUCAAGCGUAAUUACAUUUUUAGGUUAAAAAUGUUGUUUUUUUUUUUUUAUAAAAUCUAGAAGUUUUUUGAUAAAAGCAGUGAUUUUUUUUUUCUAGUCACAUCUGAGAUGCAAUUGUUGGCUGUUUUCAACAAUGUACAUCGAAAAUAUAAACAUUGAAAAAAUGUUUUAUCCGAUUACUCGAUUAAUCGAUAGAAUUUUCAGUCGAUUACUCAAUUACUAAAAUAUUCGAUAGCUGCAGCCCUACACUAAAACGUCAUGGUUUGAAAUCAUGCAUGGCACGGAAGGUUCCCCUGCUUAAACCAGCACUAUGUCACGGCAGUCUUAAGUUUGGCUAUGACCAUUUGGAUGAUACAGAGGAGUCAUGAGAGCAAAUUUUGUUAUCAGAUGAGACCAAUACAGAACUUUUUGGUCAAAAUUCCACUAGCCAUGUUUGGAGGAAAAAGAAUGAUGAGUACUAUCCCAAGAACACCAUCCCUACUGUGAAGCGUGGCGGUGAUAGCAUCAUGCUUUGUGGGUGUCUUUCUGCACAUGGGGCAGGAUGAAUCCACUGUAUUAAAGAGAGGAUGACUGGGGCCCUGUUUUUUGAGAUUUUGGGGAACAACCUCCUUCCCGCAGUCAGAGCAUUGAAAAUGGGUUGUGGCUGAGUCUUUCCAACAUGACAAUGACCCGAAGCACACAGCCAGGAAAACCAAGGAGUGGCUCCAUAAGAAGGUUCGAGCAUAGCCUAGCCAGUCUCCAAACCUAAAUCCAAUAGAAAACCAUUGGAGAGAGCGCAAACUCAGUGUUUCUCAGCGAGAGCCCAGGAACCUGACUGAUCUAGAGAAGAUCUGUGUGGACUAGUGGGCCAAGAUCCCUCCUGCAGUGAGUGCAAACCUGGUGAAAAAUUACAGGAAAUGUUUGGCCUCUGUAAUUGCAAACAAAGGGUACUGUACCAAAUAUUAACAUUCAUUUUCUCAGGUGUUCAAAUACGCAUUUGCAGCUAUAUCACACAAAUAAAUCGUUAAACAAUCAUACAUUAUGAUUCCUGGAUUUUUCUUUUUAGAUUAUCUCUCUCACAGUGGACAAGGACCUACGAUGAAAAUUUCAGACCCCUCCAUGAUUUCUAAGUGGGAGAACUUGCAAAAUGGCAGAGUGUUCAGAUACUUAUUUUCUUCACUGUGCUGUACGUUCAUCUAUAAAUGAAUGUUAAAAAGGGAAUGUUUGUGCCUAACUAUAUGAGAGAUUUAUAUUAUUAUUAUAUAGAUUGAUAUUUUGAAGAUCUGUUCAAAUUAAAUGUUGAUAACUAUCGAUAUUAAUGCAACAUUUUGUAACAAUGCAAAAAAAAAAAAAUUGCUGUUUUUUUUGUUUUGUUUUGUUUUUAAGAUGUCCCAUUGCCAUUCAGAGGUGGGUAGUAACACGUUAUAUUUACUCCGUUACAUUAACUUCUGUAACUUUUAGAGAAAAAUGUACUUUUAAGAGUAGUUUUAUUAAGCCAUACUUUUUACUUGAGUACAUUUCUGAAGAAGAAACGCUACUCUUACUCCGCUACUUUGGGCUACACUAGACAUUACAUUUUUCCUGUUUAUUCAACCAGUUUCACCAAUGAGAUCUCGCAACAAUAAUCACAUCACUCCAUUAUAUCAAUCACUCAAGCUUGCCGUUUUAUGAUUACUCCAGCCUGUUCAAUCAUGUAGCGUCUUUAAAGCACCAUAAAAAAUUAAGUGUUAGAUUUGAAGCUAAGUUUAGGUACACCUAGCUUCGCUAAAAACAGCACGCAGAAAGUCGAUGUAGCUUUUGUGGCAGUUGGUAGCUGCUCUUCCAGUUCCUGUGAAAGCAACCCUCUUUAUUCAGGGGCAAACAAUAGGAUGGGAGGGGCAGGAAAGCAACAUAGAACAUAGAAUAGAAUACAUAGACAACAUGGGGGGCCACAUGGCCCAGGAUAAAGGAAAAGGCUGACUAGACAAAAGUUAUCCUAUCUGGUGACCAACUAUAAUAAGGAAAGCAUAAAUGUUAACUGUUUGCACAACAAUUCCAAAAUUAAGUCUUUGACACAGCCAUCAACAUGACUCGAAAGCGCGGAUUUAAAUCUCUCUCUGUUUUUAUUUGGCACUGAUUGACCACGGAAAACCGGAAAUUUGAUCAUUUUAGUUUCAGCAUAUGAACUAUGUUUUCUCCACUAGAGGGCACUCAUGCUCAUUGGACUAAUAGUGCUUAAUUUCUAUUUUUCAAUGUUUUGUUUUGCUUUUUGUGUUGAUUUGGCUUAUCGUGGUUAUGUAAUAUGUUAUAGUACAGUAUAAUAACAGUUCAUGUAGAUAACUUUGUGCUGAGGAAAAAAAUACUAUUGUUUAUAAAAUAAACAUACAGUGUAUCACUAAAGUGAGUACAGCCCUCGCAUUUCUGCAGAUAUU
This is a messenger RNA of Corythoichthys intestinalis (scribbled pipefish), 12009 nucleotides long. RefSeq names its product matrix metallopeptidase 17a (gene mmp17a). Bases 5979 to 7541 code for a protein of 520 amino acids. The transcript has 10 exons. Gene Ontology annotation, cellular component: extracellular matrix. Gene Ontology annotation, biological process: proteolysis; collagen catabolic process; extracellular matrix organization. The record is from RefSeq and is a predicted model, not a curated record. Lineage: Eukaryota; Metazoa; Chordata; Actinopteri; Syngnathiformes; Syngnathidae. Gene Ontology annotation, molecular function: zinc ion binding; metalloendopeptidase activity.